Schizosaccharomyces japonicus yFS275 is the source of this 1173-nucleotide messenger RNA. Its product is annotated as G-protein coupled receptor Git3. Bases 1 to 1173 code for a protein of 390 amino acids. Gene Ontology annotation, biological process: adenylate cyclase-activating glucose-activated G protein-coupled receptor signaling pathway; negative regulation of conjugation with cellular fusion. Gene Ontology annotation, molecular function: G protein-coupled glucose receptor activity; guanyl-nucleotide exchange factor activity. The transcript is spliced from 2 exons. The record is from RefSeq and is a predicted model, not a curated record. NCBI's taxonomy places the organism in Eukaryota, Fungi, Ascomycota, Schizosaccharomycetes, Schizosaccharomycetales, Schizosaccharomycetaceae. Gene Ontology annotation, cellular component: membrane.
AUGUCUUACGACCCUACAUACACCGGUGAUAUCCUGGUUCUCAGCCUGCGUGAGUUGAAAAACUUACGUAUCAUGGUUAUUGUUGCGUCCUCUGUGUCCGUCUUGUUUAGCUUCGGCACAGUUGUCUAUCGGGUACGACAGCGCGAACGGUACUUUAGGGAUCACAUCCUUAUAGCGCUUUUCACCACGCUGUUUUUUCGCUCCAUAGUGCAGAUUAUACACCCGAGUAUAACCAUUAAUCAUCUGCUAUAUUUUGUUCCCAAAUGGCGUUGCUUCACCAUUGGGUUCUUCCUCUUUGUGUUCGUGCGCAUGACAGACUAUUGGAUUUUCAUCGUGGUCCUUCACAAUGCGCUUGUGGUACUUUCGAAAAAGAAUAUCACGUCGAACAACAUCGGCCUCUAUCCGUACCGUUGGUGGGUAUUUGCGCUCUCCUUCAUUCUUCCCUUUGGCCUUGGAGGUCUAACGUUCGUAAACCGAACGAACACUUAUGUUAACCUUCAAACGAGAUGUUUUCUUCCUUUACGGCCCGUGCGUUGGAUGUUUGGUUUUAAUUGGUCUAUUGACUACUGUUUAAGUCUCUUUAUCCUUAUCAUCCACACCUGUAUGUUCCUUUCCAUCCGCAAAAGCAUCCGGCGCUUUAAACGCGAUACAAACCAACACAUCACGGCACUCGAACAGUUCGACCGGAGUCUUGAGGAUCAACUGCAAAACAACGAGAGUUCGUCGCCUUCCGGCAACACUGGAUCGUCGGCUACGUACCAAGGGGUCAGCUCUUCUUCGUCUGUAUCCAUGGCUGCUAUUGAAGCAGAUAUUUCUGUUAAUCCAUCGGCAGGUUAUACAAAUCCCGAACUGCUCGGUGACUACUAUCAUCACGACCCUUUAUACCAGCAUCGACGCGACAUCCUCCGUCAGUCAAAGUUUCUCUUUGCAUAUCCAGUCGUUUUCAGCAUUAUGUGGCUCUUGCCUCAGCUUCAAAUGAUUGCCGUCCUCACUAGACGCAAUCAAUGCGUUGGCGCGUGCAAGAACUUUGCCUUUGUAGCAGUUUUCUCGGACAACUGUGUCACCCUUUUUUUGCUCCUUUGUGACUUUAUCUGGUUUGUAUGGAGCAAAACUCAACACAUCAUCGACAAGCGUCGACAACGACGGCACUCGAUAAACUCUGAACGAAACUGA